Armigeres subalbatus is the source of this 1682-nucleotide messenger RNA. RefSeq names its product cytochrome P450 4d1-like. The record is from RefSeq and is a predicted model, not a curated record. Lineage: Eukaryota; Metazoa; Arthropoda; Insecta; Diptera; Culicidae. Gene Ontology annotation, molecular function: heme binding; monooxygenase activity; iron ion binding.
GUCAGUAGUUUGCCCAAGCAGUAUCUUCGAACUAAGCGUAGAAUGUUUGCCGUCGUGUUUCUAUCGUCGAUAAUUGCGCUAAUUGCUUACGUAUGGCAGUGGCGGCGUCAGCUAUGCAAUCAAUUCCAUUCGAUUCCGGGUCCACCCGGUUUACCCCUGAUCGGAAAUAGUCACCAGUUCAUUGGGAAAUCAUCAACCUACAUCUUUCAAAUGCUGAUCCAGCUGGAGCGGGAUUUCGGAACGGUGUGCAAAAUCGACAUAGGUUUUGGCUUCUGGUUGUUCUACAUGGCACCGGAUGAAAUCGAGCGUAUCAUGACCGGUCCGGAGUUCAACUGCAAGAGCCAAGAUUACGAUAUGCUGUUGGAGUGGUUGGGAACGGGACUGCUGAUUAGCAAUGGGAACAAGUGGUUUACUCAUAGGAAGGCGCUGACUCCGGCGUUCCAUUUUAAGAUUUUGGAUAAUUUCGUGCAGGUGUUUGAUGAGAAGAGCACGGUAUUGGCACGGAAAUUGAGUCACUCGGGCAAGGUAGUACGGAUAUUUCCUCUCGUUAAGCUUUGCACGCUGGACGUGAUCGUGGAAACAGCCAUGGGAACGGAAUCCAAUGCCCAGAAGGAGCAAUCCGGCUAUACGAUGGCAGUGGAAGACAUUUCGGAAAUUGUCUUCUGGAGGAUGUUUAACACGGUAUAUAAUAAUGACUUUAUGUUCCAGUUCAGCAGCAAGUUUGGACCGUAUAAAAAGCAUUUAAAUACAAUUCGCGACUUCACCUUGUCUAUUAUCGAUAAGCGGAGAAUCGCGUUGGUUGACGGAUGUGACGAAAAUUUGAAAACAGAUGACGAUUUGUUGGGCUCUAAGAAAAAGAUGGCCUUAUUGGACAUUUUGCUGCAAGCAAAAAUAGAUGGACGACCUCUUACCGAUGAAGAGAUAAGAGAAGAAGUGGAUACCUUUAUGUUUGCGGGGCACGAUACAACUGCAUCCGCUAUAACUUUCCUUUUGUAUGUGUUAGCAAAAUAUCCGGAUGUUCAAAAUAAGGUCUACGAGGAAAUUUUGACUAUGCUGGGAGAUUCAAUUGAUACACCAAUUACGCUAAGUGCCUUGAACGAUCUAAAAUAUCUCGACCUAGUGAUGAAAGAGUCACUCCGGAUGUUCCCACCGGUGCCAUACAUAUCUCGCCGAACAAUAAAAGAGGUCAAAUUAUCCGGCGUUGACAUCCCGAUCAACACCAACAUCACUAUCGGAAUCUACAACAUGCACCAUAACCCGAAAUACUUCCCGGAGCCGGAAAAAUUCCUCCCCGAGCGAUUCGACGCAGAACGAGGCAUCGAAAAGCUCAAUCCCUACGCUUAUGUUCCCUUCAGUGCUGGAGGUCGCAACUGCAUCGGUCAGAAAUUUGCUCAAUACGAGAUCAAAUCUACCAUCUCAAAGAUAGUUCGGCUCUGUCGGGUCGAACUUUCCAGCCCAGAUUAUGAGCCGCCUGUGAAGGCCGAAAUGAUCCUCAAACCGCAGGACGAAAUGCCUUUGAUAUUUCAUUCGCGUUGAAGUGUUAAAUAGAAACAAUUUUUCAAUCGUAAAUUUGUUUGGUCCGAAAGCAAAGAAGCACUUGUAGCUUGGGAAAGUUGAGCGUUUUAGUGUAUGAGAUCAUAUGGCAAUGAAACUGUUUUGGCAGUGGUGGAAGCAGAACAAUA